UAUGUGGGUAGAAAUUUCUAAAAAUUUCCCAAAUAAAGGGCCUAAACAAUGUGAACGGCGUUACAAUACUAUAAACAAACGCAAUAAAAAAGAACUCGAGAAAGAGUUAUAGUCGGACGAGGCCGACCGACUGUUACAAAAAUAAUAUAUGAUUUAGUUUUCAUAAGCAUUUAAGUUGAAUUGUACUUCAAAUGGGUCAAAUGAGGCCCUAUAAUUAUAGAUUCCAUGAGGGUUAUCAAGACUAGUACAGAACUUGGGGGCUAGGUGAAAUAGUGGACCGAUGUUAACCAUCUUCAAUAGGGUUCUUCUACGAUAUCAUAGAUCAUGUGAAUUAUCUCCAAAAUUGCGAACUGCAGUUUGAUUACAAGGUUUACAAGUUCUAUUCGGAGGUUUAGUUGUAUAAGGGCGAGGAUACCUGUAGUUUGAUUUAGGUGGGUUAUUAUUGUGCGCAUAAACCCUCCCCACUAAACAGGGUUUAUAAGUUGUUUACAUAGAACGUGUGAAAACAAUGGAACGGUACAUCAUAAACAAGAAAAAAGAAGAAAAAAGAAGAGAAAAAAACUAGAGUAAAGAAAAGUUUGAACAUAAAGGAGAUCAUGCUGCAGAAAGCAUAAGGAAGAAGCAAAAAAAAAAAAGACGGAAUAAAUAUAAAUUAUAUUAAAUAUUUGCCAAAUUUAUUACAACCAAUUGUGAAUAGUUCAACAAAUAAAUUAUAAAGUUUAUUAAAAAGAAAUUUAACCAAAACGUACCUUUUAGUUCUUUCUGAACUAUGCAAAGAAUAUUAAAUAAAAAAAAUUCGGAAAAUCUUAUAUUGAACAAUGAAUUAUUGUAUUUAAAUUACUUUAAAAUCUUUUAGAGACAUACAAAUAUAUAUAGUAUACUUAAAUCGAAAAUUAAAAAAAAAUUAAAAUUAUUCGAGAUUAAUCGAGUUUUAAUACUAUGAAUGAGAAAGAAAAAUGUGAAUGCAUUAUCAGUUGCAUUGUAUUCAAUACUUUGAUGAAUUACCACAUUUGAUAUGUUGCAAAUGUGUAAAUUUGGUUUUAAGUGCUUAUAAAUUAAAAGAAAGAUGUGAAAAAUCCCAAAGAACUUUAAUAACAUUGCUUGAUAAUCCACUAAAAGGUAUAUGUUUAAAUAAAAAUACACAAGAAAAAGGCAGCCAAACACAAUUACUUGCUGAAAAUAUGCCUUCAAUUAGUUCAAUAAAUUGUCGCUAUUGCUUACGUUCUUUUCAAAGUAUUGAGGACUUAAAAACCCACUUGAAUGUCUUUCAUCCUGAAUCAGAUUGUAAAAAUUUUAAUGAAUGUCAUAUUUGCAAACGCCAGUUUACCAGGGCAGCCCAUUUAAUAAGACAUAUACAAAGUAAACAUAAAUUUUUCAAAGUAGAAAUCAAAUCAUUGAAUGAACAGGAAGUUUCAGCUAUAUCUUUAGAAGAGGAAACAAAUAUCACAGAGAAAGUUACUAACGAAAGUAUACAAGAAUGUGAAAUAUUAAAAUUAAUAAAAGUGGAUGAUGUUGGACAUUUAACAGAUGAUGAAAGUGAAAUACCUUUAAAGUUGUUGUUAGAAUCUUUAAAUACUAGCGAAAUAACAGAAGAUUCACAAAAUUCUAUUGAAAUAGAAGAAACCAAUAUUGCAGAAGAUGAUACACCGCCAGUUAAACGUAACAGAGGUAGAAUAACAAAACAAUCGAAAACAGAAGAUGUUUCUGAUAACAUUUUACAAGAGAAUGAGUAUGAUUCUAUUGAAAUUCUAAAAGAAACUAAACGUGGCCCUGGCAGACCAUCAAAAAAUGCUUUAAAUUGCAAAUAUUGCUCGGAAUACUGUAAAACUGCUAAAAUAUUACAACAACAUAUUGCAGAAAAUCAUAUUACAACACUGAAUUUUUCUUGUAAAAUCUGUAAUGAAAAUUUUUCUGCCAAAAAAGAUUUAAUUUAUCAUUUAUCCAAUUAUCACCAAAAAACUCGUCGUCUAACAAGUUUUAUGAGUAAAAAGAAAAAUAUGCAAAAUUUAUUUUAUUGUACAAAAUGUGAUAAGAAUUUUAGCACUAAGAACUCUUUACAAAGACACCAAGAGAACCACGAUAAAAAACGUUACGUUUGCAAAGAAUGUCUACAGGAUUUUCCCAAUAAGGAAGAGUUAAAUGCGCAUACUAAGGCAGAAGGACAUGAUAAACCCUUACUGUGUCCAGAAUGUGGUUUACGUUGUAAAAGUAGUAAUAUCUUGACAGUACAUUUGAGACGGCAUAAUGGUGAGAAACCAUUUAAGUGUAAAUUUUGUAGUAAAGGAUUUCCACGCAUGGAUGAUUUGAAAAUACAUGAAAAAUACCACACUGGUGAAAAGUCACACUUUUGUGAGACUUGCGGUAAGGGAUUCUUUCGUAAAUAUAAUCUACGUAUACAUCUACGUGUCCAUACUGGUGAGAAACCUCACAAAUGUCCCCACUGCCCGCAGGCCUUUGCCCAAAGUAAUGAUUUAAAGGCUCAUAUACGCCGUCAUACAGGUGAACGUUUUCGUUGUGAAGUAUGUAAUGCAGGAUUUUUACAAGGUUAUCAAAUACGUCAACAUAAAUUGCAAGAGCAUGGCAUACAUGAAAUUCCUCCCACACAAAGAUUGCAGAAAUUUACUUCUGCCCAAGAACAGGAGAAACAAAUAAAACAAAACUUACAGACGGCUUUGGAUUAAGUUGGAUUUGAAAAUGAAGGUAAUUUGUUAUUCUGUUGCAAUAAAGUUGUAAUUAUUAGUUUUUUGGCUAACUUGGCGACUCUUGGUAAAAUUAAGUUCAAAUACAAAAUAAAAAAUACCGUAAUGCUUCC
Messenger RNA from Lucilia cuprina (Australian sheep blowfly), 2812 nucleotides. Its product is annotated as zinc finger protein 670-like. The record is from RefSeq and is a predicted model, not a curated record. The transcript is spliced from 5 exons. The coding region runs from base 963 to 2681 and encodes 572 amino acids. Gene Ontology annotation, molecular function: DNA-binding transcription factor activity; zinc ion binding; RNA polymerase II cis-regulatory region sequence-specific DNA binding. Gene Ontology annotation, cellular component: nucleus. Lineage: Eukaryota; Metazoa; Arthropoda; Insecta; Diptera; Calliphoridae. Gene Ontology annotation, biological process: regulation of transcription by RNA polymerase II.